AUGUCAGGCGACGAAUCAGGCGACGAAUUCUGGAAGGACCUGAGCGACGAUGAGUCAACUGAAUCCACAAGACUCCAGUUUGGCAAAGGUCGAUCGGGCCUACAGAAGGCUCUUUUACGAACGGACAAGACCGAGUGGUUCCGGUGGUUGCAAUCAGAUAUACUAAAGCCCUUCUGGGUGGAGCUGUGGGAUUCUUACCUCAAGACCAGUGGGAAGAGGGGGCUCGGGGGGUUGGACUGGCAGCCGUGCAGGAAACUCUGA
Messenger RNA from Aspergillus vadensis CBS 113365, 261 nucleotides. RefSeq lists its product as uncharacterized. The transcript has 2 exons. The coding region runs from base 1 to 261 and encodes 86 amino acids. The record is from RefSeq and is a predicted model, not a curated record. Lineage: Eukaryota; Fungi; Ascomycota; Eurotiomycetes; Eurotiales; Aspergillaceae.